GAUAUAUGUAGUUCAUUUGAUUCUGAGUAGUUUUAAUAAAUAUUACACGUUAUGGUGAUUCAAUUGUAUUUUAAAGUGGUAGGGUAGUAGAAAAGUGAUCCGCUUAGUGAUAUGAUCUGCUUGAUGAUGUUGCCGAGAGAAAGCAGCAGCCUGUCAGCAACGAACUCAAUGUAUUGCUUCAUCAAGUUGGCGUUCAUGCCGAGCAGCGCACAUGGAAGUGCCCCAGUCAAGAACUCUUGCUCGAUGCUGACAGCCUCAGUAAUGACGCCUUGGACGGCCUGCUUGCUUGAGCGGUGUCUAAUGGGAGAAGAGGAGGCAGGCGAAGUCAGUGUGGAGGCCCUCGUUAUGGGAUAUGAGCUCGUUCGAGAAGGUCAGACCAGCCAUGAGGCCACGCUUGUUGAGCCAGAAAAUAGAGGCGAAGGAGCCGGAGAAGAAGAUACCCUCAACGGCAGCGAAGGCAACGAGACGCUGAGCAAAGGUAGAAUCCUUGUCUUGUAUCCACCUAACUGCCCAGUCGGCCUUCUUCUUGAUGCAAGGAAUGGUCUCAAUGGCAUUGAAGAGGUAUGUGCGUUGAGCUUACUCCUUGAUGUAUGUGUCGAUGAGGAGGAAGUAUGUCUCGGCGUGAAUGUUCUCGAUCAUGAUUUGGAAACCGUAGAAGACAGCGGGCUUCUGGGAUUUGGACUUCGCUGCUGAAGCGCUCGAGGAGGUUCUCGUUGACAAUUCCGUCAGACGCGGCGAAGAAAGCGAGAACGUGGGAGAUGAAGUAGCGCUCAUCGUGAUUGAGGCGGUUGUUACACUCCUUCCACUCCCCAACGCCUCCAUCACCCCUUAUCAUCCUCAAUCACAUCACCCUCGAACCGAGCACGCAUGCAGUCAGUUCCCUUAUAGCACCGCAGUACUGUACAAUUCCGUAUCAACCGUAUCCGAUGUGAGACGCCCCACACAGCCGCAAACGCGGUUCACUCCGUUACCGCAGUGAGACUGUUUUUGACUUUCGUCCGGGUUGGUGUUGUUAAAUUGGAGACUUUGCUGGGUGCGCAUGAAAGAAAACUAACUUACACUUACUGUUGGGUGUUGGAUCGGUCGAGAGUGCGCUGUACUGUGCUGUGGUGGUGCACAACAGUGCGUAGCAACCAAUUCAAAACAAACACUCCUCCCCACAAUUCCACCCUCAGCGCCGAAAAAUAGGCCGGAGUGAGAUUUCAAUCCCAUCGACGUAGCUAUGACGGCAUAUCACUU
Molecule: messenger RNA, 1239 nt
Organism: Pseudogymnoascus destructans
Lineage: Eukaryota; Fungi; Ascomycota; Leotiomycetes; Thelebolales; Thelebolaceae
Exons: 1
Coding region: 112-693 (193 amino acids)
Source: RefSeq, a predicted model, not a curated record